Molecule: messenger RNA, 1446 nt
Organism: Beauveria bassiana ARSEF 2860
Lineage: Eukaryota; Fungi; Ascomycota; Sordariomycetes; Hypocreales; Cordycipitaceae
Product: putative glycosyl hydrolase
Exons: 1
Coding region: 1-1446 (481 amino acids)
Biological process (GO): carbohydrate metabolic process
Molecular function (GO): hydrolase activity, hydrolyzing O-glycosyl compounds
Source: RefSeq, a predicted model, not a curated record
AUGUCAGCUGCUAGUAGACAGACUGAUUCCGAUCUCGAUUUUGCUACCAAUCCGGCUGGAAAUCCCUUUGUCGACGGCUGGUACGCCGAUCCAGACAGCGACUUCUACAACGGCGAGCAUUGGGUAUACCCGACCUACUCACGCCCGUACGAUGCACAGACGUUUUUGGACGCCUUUUCAUCGCCUGAUCUUAUCAACUGGACCAAACAUCCAAACAUUUUAAACACGACCAGCUUUCCGUGGGCGAAGCGAGCAGUCUGGGCUCCGGCUACCAUUUCGCGCAACGGCAAAUAUUAUCUCUACUUCGCCGCCAACGACAUUCAAACAAAUGACGAAUACGGUGGCAUUGGUGUCGGCGUGGCUGAUCGCCCCGAAGGCCCAUAUCGAGACCCGAUUGGCAAGCCUCUCAUAGGUCAGUACUACAACGGAGCCCAGCCGAUUGACCAAGACGUCUUCAUCGAUGAUGACGGUCAGGCCUACAUGUACUACGGUGGCCACGGCCACGCAAAUGUUGUCCGCAUCAACGAAGACAUGAUUAGCGUCGGCACCUUCCCUGAUGGCGACCAGUACAAGGAGAUUACGCCGGAAAACUACGUCGAGGGGCCUCAAAUGUUCAAGCGCAAGGGCAAGUACUAUCUCUUCUGGAGCGAGGGCGGCUGGGGCGGCCCCGACUAUGCCGUGUCCUAUGGCAUUUCCAACAACCCGAUAGGGCCCUUUAAGCGGCUGGACAAGAUUCUUCAGCAGGAGCUGGCUGUGGCCACGGGAUCGGGCCACAACGGCGUCAUCACCGUCCCCGGCACUGACAUUCACUACAUUGUCUACCACCGCCAUCCGCUCGGCAGCACUGACGGCAACGACCGACACCUGGCCUAUGACCGCCUGCGUUUCCGCGAAGACGGGACCAUUGAGCCCAUUGUCAUGGGCGUCCAGGACAACUUCAAGGACAGCAACAUGAUUGGCUGGUCCACCUACGGCGGCGUCUGGGACACGGGCUCCCGCAAGCUCAAGACGAUGGCCUCGGACGGCGCCAAGGCUGCCCUCAACACCAACUUUACCGACCAGUACUUUGCCGUCGACGUUGCCAUUCCCAGUCAAAACACCGGCGACGCGGGCAUCAUAUUCCGCGCCACGGAUCUGCAGCAAGGUGCGCAUGCGUACCGUGGUUACUACCUGGGCAUUGGCACGAGCGGCAAGAUUGUCAUUGGCCGUGCGGACGGUGGCUGGACCCCAAUCAAGACAGUCGACGCGCCGAUUCACACCAACAAGGUGUACAAUGUGGCUGUUCGCGCCGUUGGUAGUCAUUUGGACUGCAAGGUCAUGCACGGUCGUGAUGUGAUUGCUAGCUUUACUGUAUCCGAUGACAAGUUUAAACACGGCACCAAUGGUGUUCGAGCGUUUCAGACAAAAGCCACCUUUGACAAUCUCGAGGUCCGCCAUGCUCGAUGA